Molecule: messenger RNA, 480 nt
Organism: Podospora anserina S mat+
Lineage: Eukaryota; Fungi; Ascomycota; Sordariomycetes; Sordariales; Podosporaceae
Exons: 1
Source: RefSeq, a predicted model, not a curated record
AAGCCACAGGUCAAGUCAUGUUGUGACAUCUAUAUCAAGGACGCUCUCUCCUCACUUUCGCUACCCCUUUUUUUUAUCAUCAUUCUCACCAUCAGGAGUCCAAGCAUACCAACAAUAGUACUUUACCCACCACAAAAAAACCCUUUUGACCCCCCCCCCCCCCCCCCAAACCCACCAAAAUGCUCAUCCCAACCAGCACACUCACCACCCUCUCGGGUGGCCUUCCUCUCCCUCGCCUCCGCAGCCCCCACCACACCCGCCCCGGCCUCACCCCUCGAGGUUGAAGCCCGUGAGAUUGCUGCCCGCGCUAGAGGACAAUUCACUUGGUACAACACCGGCCUGGGCGCCUGCGGAAAGUGGAACAACGACGGUGAGCUCGUUGUUGCGCUUAACCGCCAUGUAUUUGAUCCUCAAACCCCGAAUGGGAACCCUAACAUUUAUCCUUUGUGUGGGAGGGAGAUUUUGGCCAAAAGAAUUUGA